CUUAUACAUGUAUAAUUACAUGAAAAAGAAGGGCCUUGAUCAUGUUGCUGACACAUUUACACAAGAAGCAAAAAUUGAUACGUCCCCAUUGCUCGAUUCAGAGGAAGGUCUGCUCAAGGAAUGGUGGGAGGUAUUCUGGCCUCAAUUUUCCUCCAUGAUGGAAAACAAUGCCCCAGGGAAUUCACAAUUUUCAACUCAGUCAUCCAUGCAAGCUGCCCUAGCUAUGCUGCCUUCACUCCAAGCUAUGCCGGUUGGAAAUUCUCAGAAUAAGGUGAUCCCCUCUCAUCUGCCGAACCCGCAGAUAGUUGCUACUGGUGGUUCAUCUGUGGCUGAUAUGAUGGAACAACCACCUGUGUUGGCAACUACCCCUAUACAUAAUCAACGCAGGGCUGGUAAGCUUCCAAUGAAUACUGAAACUGAUGGUAUUAAUCCUGGAAAAUCAUCAGCUCAAGCAAUUCGAAAGGGGCCUCUUGGAUUUCCUCCCGUAAAUGUUCAUCCAACUCAACUAGUGCCGUUUGAUGUUGAUCAAAUGGUGCACACAGCGCCCCCACCUUCGGGCAAUCCCAGCAACCUACAUGUACAAGCUCCAGUGCGGUCUCCUCUGCAAGUGACCAAGGAUCCCAGGAAUGAUGUUGGCGGGGAAAAGCCAGGUCAAAUGGAGUCAAAUGGUCUUUAAUGAGAUUCUGCAUACUCAGUGACAGGAUUUUAGUUGAGUUUGGAUAUUUGAAAUAAUAAUUUCUUCUUAAAUGAUAAUGGAUUUUGU
Daucus carota subsp. sativus is the source of this 763-nucleotide messenger RNA. RefSeq lists its product as uncharacterized. The transcript is spliced from 5 exons. Gene Ontology annotation, molecular function: protein binding. NCBI's taxonomy places the organism in Eukaryota, Viridiplantae, Streptophyta, Magnoliopsida, Apiales, Apiaceae. Bases 8 to 676 code for a protein of 222 amino acids. The record is from RefSeq and is a predicted model, not a curated record.